Molecule: messenger RNA, 3263 nt
Organism: Ziziphus jujuba (common jujube)
Lineage: Eukaryota; Viridiplantae; Streptophyta; Magnoliopsida; Rosales; Rhamnaceae
Product: protein CHROMATIN REMODELING 35
Exons: 7
Coding region: 228-2843 (871 amino acids)
Biological process (GO): gene silencing by siRNA-directed DNA methylation
Molecular function (GO): ATP-dependent chromatin remodeler activity; ATP binding
Source: RefSeq, a predicted model, not a curated record
UUUCACCGUAAGGCGUAAAAUUGCCACUGAGAGAGAGAGAGAGAGAGAGAGAGAGAGAGAGCUCGUCUUCACAAAGAGAAAAGAAAGAGCAAGAAAAAGGGAUUUUAUGUGGAAAAAACUGUUCCGUCUCCAAAACCCAUCCUCUAUAUUGGGAUUGUUCUUGAGCUAAGAACAAUCUUCUCUGAUUGGCAUUCAAAUUGUAGUCUUGAAUAUUGUUGAAGUUAACCAUGGAACCAGCAAUUGAUGCAUUGUCCAGUAACUACAACGGAUACAGUGGGUUGUAUAGUAGAGGACAUAAAAGACUUAAAAUGUCCAAUGAUGGAAAAGAUCGAGAUAGGAUGGCCUGCUCUUCUAGCGGUGAAACAGCUUUGAACAAACCAAGAACUGCUUCUAGGGUUAUUGAUUUUUCUGAUCCAUUCGCUAUUCCCAACCUGCUAGAAGGGUUUGACUCCGGUAGAUAUGGAAGUGUUACAAAACAAAUAGAAGAGCUUUGUGCUCGGAAGCUACAAGCUCUAAACCCACUUUUCAUAAAGUUUCCAACACUAACAAGCAAGCCUAUAGAAAGUGUAGAUAAUUACAUUGAUUUGGAGGAUGAUUGCAUUGUAGAUGAGGCUCCACCUCCAGCAGCACCAUUGCCUGUUGUCAUUAUUGAUUCAGAUGAGGAAGACAAAGAAGAUUUGAAGCCAUCUUUUACUUUUCAGAAUGUCAUCUUGGCACAUCCAUCUCAAGAAUCUUUUAUGAAGGAUGGCAUGGUGGCUAGGGACCUUCCAGAUAGCAGAGCUUGGACCGAACACAAAAGGCUUUCUGCUGAAACUGAACUAAAGAAGGAUAAAGGUGUGUAUCUAGGUGUAGAAGAUCUAAGCGAUCAGCAGACUGAUGAUGAAGAUGAUGGUUUGGAGGACGUUUGGAAGGAAAUGUCAAUGGUAUUAGAAACGUCCAAGGAUGCUCCAUUAGAUUUUCCAUCUGAUGAAAGAGAAGAUGAGGGUGACUGUGAACAUUCUUUUGUUUUAAAGGAUGACCUUGGAUAUGUUUGUCGUGUUUGCGGGGUUAUUGAGAGAGGAAUUGAGACCAUAUUUGACUUCCAGUACGUUAAGGUAAGAAGUACCCGUACUUAUGCUCAUGAGUCUCGGAAAGAUAAAGAGUCAACGGAGACAGUUGGGGUUAAAUUAUCUGAGGAAGAUUUGGUGGUAACUGAAAUAUGUGCCCACCCAAGACAUAAGAAGCAAAUGAGACCUCAUCAAGUGGAGGGUUUCAAUUUUCUUGUCAGCAACUUGGUAGGUGAUAAUCCUGGGGGUUGUAUCUUGGCCCAUGCUCCUGGAUCAGGAAAGACAUUCAUGAUAAUCAGUUUUGUACAAAGUUUUCUGGCCAAGUAUCCUCAUGCGAGACCACUCGUUGUUCUUCCUAAAGGAAUCUUAGCUACAUGGAAGAAGGAGUUUCAGAUUUGGCAAGUAGAGGAUAUUCCACUGCUUGAUUUCUACUCUCUCAAAGCAGAUAGCAGAUUGCAGCAACUGGAGGUGUUGAAACAGUGGGUGGAACAGAAGAGUAUCCUUUUCCUAGGGUACAAACAGUUUUCCUCCAUUAUUUGUGAUGUUGAAACCAGCAAGGCAUCAGCUUCGUGCCAAGAAAUACUGCUUAAGGCUCCAUCAAUUCUUAUUCUUGAUGAGGGGCAUACUCCAAGGAAUGAGAACACAGAUGUGUUGCAGUCUCUUGCCAAAGUGCAAACAGCUAGAAAAGUUGUGCUUUCAGGAACCCUCUAUCAAAAUCAUGUCAAAGAGGUAUUCAAUAUCUUGAAUCUUGUGCGUCCUAAGUUUUUGAGGAUGGAAACUUCCCGACCCAUAUGUAAGCGCAUCAUGAGUAAAGUUGACAUAUCGGGUGUUAAGAAGCAGUUUAAAUCUGGUGUGGAUGCAUCCUUUUAUGAUCUUGUGGAGCAUACUUUGCAAAAAGAUAAGGAUUUCAGUCGAAAAGUCAGUGUAAUACGUGACUUACGAGAGAUGACCAGCAAAGUCCUACAUUAUUAUAAAGGAGAUUUCCUGGAUGAGCUUCCUGGACUUGUUGAUUUCACAGUGAUACUGAAUUUAAGCUCUAAACAGAAACAAGAAGCUCAAAAGUUAAGGAAGUUGGCUAGGAAGUUCAAGGUAAGUUCUGUUGGAAGUGCGGUUUAUCUGCACCCAAAGUUGAACUCAUUUACUGAGAGGUGUUCCACGGCUGAUCAGAAGAUGGAUGAGCUGUUGGGGAAGAUAAAUCUUAGAGAUGGAGUAAAGGCGAAAUUCUUCCUUAACCUGCUUAAGCUUUGUGAGUCAACAGGUGAGAAGCUUCUGGUUUUCAGCCAGUACCUUUUACCUCUAAAAUUUUUAGAGAGAUUGUCAGUAACAGUAAGGGGCUGGUGUCUUGGAAGAGAAAUUUUUGUAAUCUCAGGUGAGUCAAGUUCUGAGCAACGGGAGUGGUCAAUGGAGCGAUUUAAUAACUCCCCUGAUGCUAAGAUUUUUUUUGGGUCAAUCAAGGCUUGUGGAGAGGGCAUAUCUCUAGUAGGGGCAUCUAGAAUAAUAGUUUUGGAUGUCCAUUUAAAUCCAUCAGUGACUCGGCAAGCAAUAGGUCGUGCAUUUCGACCGGGGCAGCAGAAAAAAGUCUAUGUUUAUAGAUUGGUCGCUGCCGAUUCACCUGAAGAGGCAGACCACAGAUCUUGUUUCAAGAAGGAAUUCAUUUCAAAAAUGUGGUUUGAAUGGAAUGAGUACUGUGGUUAUCAGGAUUUUGAAGUUGAAACUGUUGAUGUCAAAGAAUGUGGUGAUCUCUUCUUGGAAAGCCCUUUGUUGCAGGAAGAUGUGAAGGUUCUGUACAGGAGGUAGAUCCAACUGCAUGUAGGAUCGAGAAUUGUAAUUUGUAGGCCAGCUGCACACAUCAGAAGUGGUAUUAGGGGUUGUCGGAUCAUCCGAAUUUUGAAUCUCUUUUGAAGCUUUCAUUUUUGGUGAAAUCUCUUUUGAAGCUUUCCUUUGAUUCUUUUUGUGUAGGAAGCUGUAUAUUCUACCUGUCUUGAUGCCAGAAAUUAACAUACUUCAGUUAUUGAAGUGUAACCAUUUUUCUUAUCACUGGUGUUGUAGUUAAGCUUAAUUUAAUAUCCACUGCCAGUUUUUUAAUUUAAUCUUGGAUUCAGCCUCAGUGACAGAAAUCUUUGUACAUAAGUAACAGGUGUUGACAUUUAAAUGUUAGUGUAGCAUUUUAUUAAAUACUGGUUGAAGAAAAAGAAAAGGCUGCUCUGCUUUUACCUA